UUACACCCCCUCCGCCCCUCACCGGUGCUGCUGGACAGUGAGGACACUCACACACACUCACACACACAUCACCAGUUCAGUUCGGCUCAGUCAGUCCCGCAGAGAACCAGACGCGGACCCGGUUCACGUAGUGUCUCAUAGGACCAGAGUUUUCCUCGGUGCUUCAGUCCUCGGACUCGGAUCACACACAGGAUGUCGGAGCUCUCCGUCAACGACCACCUCGAAGGGAUUUUAUCAGAUUUUGAAGCACUGAAGAGAUCCUUUGAAAUUGAAGAUGUGGACGACAUUCCGUCCUUCUCCUCUGCUUCCCCCGUCUCCACCCCCAUCUCCCCGUCUUCCUCCCAUUUCUUCCUCAACCACAGUAAAGCCAAUGAGGAGCGCGGAGGAGGCGGCCAGUCCCCUUCGUUAUCCUUCAAUAACAACAACAACAGCCUGGGCUCUGCUUCCCACCACUCCUGCAUAAGCCUGACUUCCAGUCCCAGCCCGGUCCUCAAGUCUCGUACAGUUGUCAGCAGCCUGUCCUUCAACAGAGGAACCAUGAACAAGCCAGCCAUCCACAACAACGGCUCCUCCGUGGCCAGAGCUGCGUCCUUCCAAAGCAGGUUGAACCCCAACAGUUACUCCAUGAUGUCCGGGCCAGGCAGCGACAACGACAGCCUUCACAGCUCCACGUCCAGCCUGGAGUACUCUGGGGGGGGCGGGGGCGCCCUUCUUACCAAGCUUGGGUCAUAUCCCAGCCAACCUCCUCAGGGGGAGUACCAACGAACCAAGCCCCAACUCCGACAGCAGCACCUAGAAGGAGGUGCCAACCACAGCCUGAAGAAGUUCUCCUCCCAUGGGAGUGUUUUCCACUCUGAAAUGGACCGGGGGCCGGGGAUAGUGCUGGGUGCUCCACAGCCUCAGGGGGUCAACCAUGGCUCCAUGCCAAGCCUGGACCUCCAAAUCCAUGAUGGAGGAGGAGGAAGGGUGGGCAUGCACACAGGUGGAGGUGGAGGCAGGAUGUCUCCAGGGCAUAAGUAUGUUAAUGCUAAUGCCAACUGGAAUGGUCAUCUUCAUAAUGCCACCUCUUUUGGGGAGGAGGGCUACGGUGGCUUCAGAAACCACUGCCAGCAGCAGAGUCCCCAGGUCCUGAAGGCUCCCCAGCCCAAGGCCAAAGAGAUACCACGUCUCAACAAGUUUCCCUUGGAUCUGGACAGCUUGGUGAGCAGCACCUCAACGACAUCUCCUACCAAGGCUCCAGGCGGACCCGUGAACCUCAACCCCCCGAAGCCCCCUCCAAGGAGCACAGGAGACCUCCAGCACCUCACCAGCCCACCCUCCACCUCAGCCAGCCCUUCAGCCUCUCUUAGCAGCCUGGACAGUUCCUCUGACACCCCGCCCUUCUCCCUCCACCAUCCCUUUUUGCCUUUCUCACCACGUUCUCCAACUCCCUCACAAGGCUCCAUCCCUGUCCCGGAGAUGAGUUGCUCUCCAGUGCCCCUUUCUCCAGCCCAGAGCCCCCAGCUGGAGAUUCUCUCCGGGCCCCAAACUGUCCAGAUGCUCCCCAGCCUGCCUUCCAGCCCCUCCAGUCCCAGAGCCGUUCGGUCUUUGGAGGUUGGCCCAGGUGAUGCCAGAGAUACUGUAGGCUCAAUCUUACAGCGGAUCGCCUCCUUCUCUCGGCCUGCUGUCACUGACCCCGCAGCUGUGACCCAGCCCCCUGCAGUCCAGAGCAAUGGUCAGUCAUCACCUGCAGAGUGUCCAGCUGAGACUGUGCCCUCAAGGAAACAGGGGAAGAAGAAACAAGAAGAAACUGCUGGAGAGCUGGAGACGGAGCCGCCCAACCCAAUGGAGGAGGGAAAGGAGAAGGAGAGAGGCAUCAUGGGACGUGAGCAAGAGGACGAGGGCAAGAGCGAAGGACAACCAGCCGACACGAAUACCCAGAAUUCCACGACAGAGAAAGAGGAGAACCGUGUGGCGGUGUGUGCGGAUAUGGAGGAGAAGGGGAAGGAGAAGGGAAUGGAGGAGGGGGAGAUGAAGAAAGAGAUGGAGCUGGAGGCGGAGGUGAAGGUAGAGCUGAGCCAGUCUGUGCCGGGCCAGCAGAUGAGCUUCAUCCAGGGCACCGACCUGUUCGGCUACGUGGGCAUCGAGGCGGUCCUGGACCAGAUGCGGCGCAAGACCAUGAAGGCCGGCUUCGAGUUCAACAUCAUGGUGGUCGGUCAGAGCGGUUUGGGGAAAUCCACACUGGUCAACACUCUGUUCAAGUCCAAAGUCAGCCGCAAGUCCUGCACGCCCAGCUACGAAGAGAAGAUCUGCAAAACAGUCAAACUGCAUUCAGUCAGCCACGUCAUUGAAGAGAAGGGGGUGAAAAUGAAGCUGACAGUGAUCGACACUCCGGGAUUUGGAGACCAGAUCAACAAUGAAAACUGCUGGGAGCCCAUAGUGAAGUACGUCAAUGAGCAGUAUGAGAAGUACCUGAGGGAGGAGCUGCACGUGAACCGUAAGAGGAGAAUACCUGACAGCAGAGUCCACUGCUGCAUCUACUUCCUCCCUGCCACAGGACACAGGUUACGUCCCAUCGACGUGGAGUUCAUGAAGAGGCUGGGGAAGAUCGUGAGCAUCGUACCCGUCAUCGCCAAAGCCGACACAUUGACCAUCGAGGAGAGACAGGAGUUCAAGGAGAGGAUAAGACAAGACUUGGCAGCCAAUGGGAUUCAUGUUUACCCCCAGAAAGAGUACGACGAGGAUCCGGAGGAGCACGUACUCAACGAGAGGAUCAGGGAGAGCAUUCCCUUCGCUGUGGUGGGGACCGACAAGGAGCACCAGGUGAAUGGAAACAAGGUGCUGGGCCGUAAAACAAAGUGGGGAAUCAUUGAAGUUGAAAACGUGGCACACUGUGAGUUUGCCAACCUGAGAGAUCUGCUCAUCAGGUCUCACCUGCAGGACCUGAAAGACGUGACACACAACAUCCACUACGAGACCUACCGCGUACGACGGCUCAACGAGAGCAACAUGGACUUCAGUGAACUGGGACUGACCCCCUGGCCCCUGGAGAACGGGACUGCUGACAAAUGUGAAUCAGAGAGCCACCUCUGAUCUGUCCAUCGUCCAAUCAGAGCGAGCUAUUUUUACCACAUCAAACAUGAGGUGGAGAAAUGAUUUUGUUUUUUUUUUUGUUUUUUUGUUUUUCAUUAUGGGACCAACUAGUCGAUCGUUUUUAACUGUCUGAGUUUUACACAGGAAGUGCAGCAAAUAUGAAUAUAUUUUUGAAUGUGUGCUGGUAUGUGUUUUCUGGAAGGAUGGUGACAUGUAGUGCAGGGGAGGGGGGGGGCGGGGAGCAGGCAGCACAACAUAAACAUCAGUGGUGUCAAAAGUAUGUGGACAGCCCAGACCCUAUCACCUGAGGCCGCUGCGGCUGCAGGUUAAUACUCAUGUUCACCGCCACAUGGGGUGGAGUAUCUGUGUGUCCGCAUACUUCACACAGGAGUUAACAAACGUCUGGCAGCAUUUCCUGAUGAGGUCACGUGGGUUUAACAACAGCCAAAGCAGUUAGCCACCUGAAGCAGGUGAACGGAGCUCCUCCCGCCGCUGUGUCCACUGCUGCCCUGUUCAUUCAGACUGUUUGACCCUGUGAGAGCCGAGUCGUCUCACCCGCUGUGGGCGAUGUGCAGGUUGGAUUUAAGUUGCUUUUUAAUGAGAAAGUGGAGUUAAUGGCAAAAGAUGUAACUGUAGGGAAGGUAAACUAAACGAUUAGAAUCUAGGAGGACACUGAUGCUGUUUUUUGGCCCACAUAUGUUUUUUGUUAAGCUUGUAGUCCACAGUGAAAGUGCCAAAAUAACAGAGACAUGAUGCAAGUGAUUAUCCUCUAACUCCUGUAAAGAGUAGCUGUAUUAAAACCAGUGUAGUAACCAGGUUACUGUAAAUCCAUGCAGCAGAUCAGUAACCAGGUUUCAGGCUCAGUGAUCUGAACUUCUUUAGACCUCUGCAGGACACUUUGUGUUAGUUUCAGAUUUAACAUAGUGUUAAACUUUCCACAUCUAUGAGCACACGAGGGUCCACGUGACCUAACUGUCCUCAUAAGAGGAUGUAGGAGAGGCUCUGUGCGGACGUCUGCCACAAGGACUUCCAGCUGCUCAUACUACGCUCCGCCAAUCAGACUACAAAGACGUGUAAUAACAACAGCUUGUCCACUAUGAUUGAGGCCUGAGUGAGACUUUGGACUAAAUAUGAAGACACAUGUUGUCUUCACGUGUUUCAAAAGGUCAGAAAACCUGAGAGAGAUGAUAGGUGCUCUCCAGGAGAAAUCAGGUUUCUCUGAUCCCCGUGAUCCAGUCUGUCAAACACGCUGACGCCAGAGCUGUGUGUCAAGAGUCAGAGGUCGAUCGGCCCCUGUGCCCUGAGCACCCACUACCAGCACCACAGGCACGUCCUACGCUGAGUGUCUUACUGUCACACAUGACACAUCCACAGACACCGAGCAGCCAUGAGGGCAAGCCUAACACUGACAUUUGCCCCCCCCACCCCCCUUCCAUUAUUUUAACUCCCGAUGUGUUUAAAUGGAGCUCAUCUCACAAUCAAACGCUCUCUCUCUGAGCGUCAUGCAUGUAGCUUGCCUGACGUGGAGUGUAGCUGUGACCACACCCAGCUGUGCACUGUGAAGAGCUGGGGCCAGAUUCAUAAAUGAUGCGGACACCAUUUCCCACUCAUAAAAUAAAUUGGUCUUCAUAAACGCAGAAUGCGUCGCCUCACACGUUCCUAUGACCGUGUGAACACAUAACCAACUUCACGGAGCUGGCAGUCAUUAUCAGUACAAGUUUUUGCCGUUUCCACAGUAAUAACAAUUUUACAAUUCAUAAACAGAAAUAAUUGUUUGUGCUCAAUGUUUCCUUCAGCGUUGUUUAAUGUCCUUAUUAUUUAUUGUGAGUCAUCCUGUAGCUGUUUGAUACUAUAUGAAUAUUUACUGAUCACAGUGUUGGAGCCUCAUUAAGACUCUCUGGUCCCAAUAGAUGAAGUUCAGAGUGAAACAGGACUUUACAUUAGAGUGAUUGUACUAAAGUAAACUGGUGCAGGUUUUUACCUCCCAUCUGUAAGAGCCUCAGAUUCACCAUCGUCUUUCUUCUCUGUCUGAUCACUUGUGGUGGAGACAGUGUUUUUAUACAAACUGAUGGAUUAAGGGAGAGUUUCCAUCCAUUUAUGGCUAAUCGUGAGAGUGGAAAUGAGGCUCGUGCACAUGCGCCCAAUUUGUCAAUGAGUGAGACUGAUGAAGUGGAAUCAUGUUUAGAUCACGGCUUUCUAAUUCUGAUGAGGAGAAUGUGCAUGAAUAUUUUCUGGUUUUGUGCGUGCACAUGGUUUUAGUCAUGAAUCUACGCAGAGUUUUAUGCAUCUGGCCCCUGGAGUGUUGAGGCUCGGGACAGAGAACUGCAGCUGCUGCGAGAUGGCAGCAGAGGAUGUGUGGAGGAUAAAAGAGACCCUGCAUUUUCACAUUUAUCCACAUCAGUGUGAGUGUGUUAGACUGUAUUACCCAGCACUCACAGUUUUCACUUCAGUAUGUUCUGUAAUGGUUGGAUUCGUGUUUUAUCAUGUGCACAGGCUACAUGUUUUCUGCCUGCCGUCAUUAGUUAAUUCAUUUCUUCAGUUACGUUUGUUAUUCAAAUAUUCCAAAGAUAUUUUUUUAUCCAAGAAAAAGCUGUGUGUUCUACAUCUUCCAUUCCCAGUGGUUCCCAGUUCUGUACUGGUGACUGAGCAGCUGGAGCUGGAUUCAAGUCUGACUGUCUGUGCCUUGGUCUUGCUUCAUGAUAGAUAUUUUAGACACCUCUCAGUAUAUAAAGUGUAAUGUGGAGUCCAGUUUCCUCAGUACUCAACCCUCCAGCUGCAGACCAGAACUGAACCAUGGAACACGUGCUACCAAGCUAUAAGAAAACAACAUCAUUACAGACAGUUUGUGCAGUAAUCAUCAGUAUUUAAGGUAAUCAGCUACUUGAUCUGCAUGUGGUCUGUGAAGUUCUGAUACCCAACCCAAAACCUGGUUCUCCCAGCCACGUUGUUGUGUCAAGCUUUGACUGUGGGUCAGAUUCAAAUUUGGUUUAUUUCAGAUGCAAUUUAUAGAGAAAUUUCUCUCUUUAUGUCAGUCAUCUGUUUUCAAACAACAAAUAUAGCUUCAGGUCGGGUUUGGGUCUGGUUCAGUCCGGUCCAGGAGUGCCGGAGACUUUCUCCAUCUCGAGAUGAUCUUUCUGCUGUAGUUUAUCUUAAUGACUCACUGCUCUUACAUGUGUGUGCUUUGUCUGUUUGCAGUUUUAUGACUCAUCUUUAUGUAUGUUAGAGAUGUGCAGUAGAAGCACAGGUCUCACUGAUAAGGCCUGACUGUGCGACGGUGAACUGAAGCAGCUUAAUGGAAUUCAGCCGUCAUUCAUUGUAUUAUUUACAUCUCUGCUGUUUCUCCUGUGACAUGAGAAAAGACGACAACAAGUUCUCAUGUGGCAGGGUUUGAAUUUUACAACAGUUAGAUUGUUAAUGAUUGGAUGAUGAAGCAUGCUCAGCUGACAGCUAAAGAAGUAUAAGUAAGUCAAAGGUACCCUGUGGAGUUCAGUAUUACUCACCAAAUCUCUGUUUGAAUCCUUGAGGUCCAGUAAAAGUGUAAAGUACUUCCUCAUGAAGCAUUUUUUAAAGUUCCAUCCUGAAGUCUUCUUCUUCUCUGCCUUUGUUGGCACAAUGCUGCAUGUUUCAGUGCGUUACCUGCGCUGUCAGCUGCAUGUCAGAAAACUCCACAGGGAACCUUUAACUACACAUGAGCAUGGUCACAGUUAGCAUCGUUGCUACAUUUUGUGUAACUAAAGAACAGAGGAUGAGUCGCUGUCUGUUUUGUAGAGGUUUAACUACCUGUCAUCCAAACUGUCAGUUUCCCUCUGCAGUCACCUGUCAUCACCUGCGGUCACCUGUCGUCCACAGUGACUCCAAACCCUCCACAGUCACGUUGGCUCAGAUCAUGUACUGCAUGUCAGACAUUAGUGUUCCUGACCUCUGACCUCUCUGCUCCUCUCUGUAUCCUGACCCCCCUGUCACCCUCCCACCCCUGUGUUUUAUACAUAUACUAACAGUUCUGUAUGAUUAUUGUCUUGAUGUUUUUUAUUAGUAUUAAUGAUACACAUGUUAACACUGUUGAUUUAUAAAUAAAUACUUGUCACUUUCUCA
Seriola aureovittata is the source of this 7164-nucleotide messenger RNA. It is a transcript of the gene septin12, whose product is annotated as septin 12. Gene Ontology annotation, cellular component: cell division site; septin ring; microtubule cytoskeleton. Gene Ontology annotation, molecular function: molecular adaptor activity; GTP binding; GTPase activity. The record is from RefSeq and is a predicted model, not a curated record. The coding region runs from base 193 to 3072 and encodes 959 amino acids. The transcript has 11 exons. NCBI's taxonomy places the organism in Eukaryota, Metazoa, Chordata, Actinopteri, Carangiformes, Carangidae. Gene Ontology annotation, biological process: cytoskeleton-dependent cytokinesis.